CCACCAAAGCACUAAGCACAUAAACAAAAUAUAAUAUAUUCUCACCAACAAUGAAAUAUUCAAAGUAAUCCCUUAUUACUAUUAUUAUUAUUAUUAUUAUUAUAAUUAUGACAUAAUGUUUUAUCUUUCUUGUCUCUCAUAACCCACACUGAACCAAAUCCUGGAGAGAGAGAAAGCAUCCAAAAAUAUCAUGGUGGCUGGCUGCUUCAUCUUAACUCAGCAUUGAGCUUACCCAAAAUCCAAAAUCAAUUCAUAAACAUUUCUUUCAAAAAAAAAACUACCCAAAAUAUAUAUAAGAUAAAAAACUAAAAUUGUUUCUAUUUUCGCAGAUAUUAUUGCUAGGGUUGUGUUUGUUUCGAUCGAAAUUUCGAGGGGUUAUAAUAUUUUCGCGCCGAAACUGAGACUGCUACGACGUUAACGACGAAGAAGACGACUUUUAGAGAUUGCAGCCGGAUUUUCAGAUCUGAGUUUCUCCUAUUUUCUGAUUAGCAUUAUUGGGUUUUCUUAGUUUGUUGUGAUUGGUUAUGUUAGAGACGGAGCAAGCUCGGUUCUUAUUCAUUGAUUUCGCACCACGUUUCAUCUUGUAGAUCGAGAAUCUACGGCUCUUUUUGGAAACUCAGUUUUUGUUUUCUCCCUUUAUUUUUGUUCGCCAUUGUUGAUCGGUCAAUCAGAAUCUCGAGAAUGGAUUACGAUGAUUUGCGUACCAUAAUGGAUAGCUCCGGCGUGGAUGUUUGGACCCUUAUCGACACAGCAAUUGCUGUAGCUUCCAUUGAUUACGGCAGCGAUCUGAAGAAACGCCGAGACGGUAUCGUUGAGCGUCUCUACACGGCGACUGCGACUUCUUCAGCUCCUACUACUAAUAUUACUGCUGGGUUCCGAAACAUGGAAGCCGCUGAUCGGAGAAGCCUUUCUCCUCCUCGGCAGUACGACAGGGAAUCCAAACCCUCUGCCGUAAAGGAGAGGGUUUCGCCGGCGACACCUGAGUCCAUCGGAAGGGUGGAAGAGGAUGAUAACGACGAUGAGGGAUUAGAUCCCUAUGGAGGUUUGUUUGACGAUGAGCAAAAGAAGAUUAUUGAAAUCAAGGAACUUCUUGAGCAUCCUGGCCAGUCGGAAGAUAGCUUGGUUGGACUGCUUCAAGGUCUCGCGGACAUGGAUAUAACUUUCCAAGCUCUCAGGGAAACUGAUAUUGGGAGACAUGUUAAUCGUUUGAGGAAGCAUUCAUCAAGUGAAGUUCGGAGAUUGGUGAAGCAACUUGUCAGGAAAUGGAAGGAUAUUGUGGAUGAAUGGGUAAAAUUAAAUAACCCUGGAGAACAUGCCUCUGCAAUCAUGGAUGGGGACUCACCGCCACAGAGAAUUCCCCAAAAUGGUCAUCACCAGGUUCCUGAUUUUGCUUACUCUCCUAACCCACACAAUGGAAGUUCUGGAUCAGAGAGGAACAAUUCAGAACCUGAACGCAAGCCCAAAGCAGUCCCUCCCAGGAGAGAAGCUCCAUCGAAACCAAUCACUUCAUCUGCCCUACACUCAGACUCAGCUCUUCAAAAUAGACAGAGGAGGGAACAAAGAGAAAAAGAACAAAGAGAGAUGAAUUUUGAUGCUGCAAAGCUGGCUUCAGCAAGGAAACGACUCCAAGCAAAUUACAAAGAAGCUGAAAAUGCUAAGAAGCAAAGAACUAUCCAAGUGAUGGACAUCCAUGAGCUGCCGAAAUCAAAGCAAAAGAAUGGCUUCUUUCCCAAGAACAAAGGUGGAAGCAGUAGUUCUCUUGGCAGGCACUGGUGAUGCAUGAUAACUAAGGCUCUCUUUUGGGUCAGCUGAGAAAGAAAAAAUGAGAAAAGGAAAAGACUGAAAACUGGUUAUCUUUUUCUAUUACAUUUUUUAUGAGGCAAACAAAGAAAGAAAAAGCUCUUCGUUAAUAGUUUCUAUUCAACUUAAUAAGAAAAAUAUAAAAAUUUGCCCAUUUUCUCGGGUGAGAAUGAAGCCAAAUAUGUACAUACUAGUGAAAGAGAAAAGAAGGGCUUUUAAUAUAUAAUGACGUUUUUAUGUGAA
Molecule: messenger RNA, 2043 nt
Organism: Cannabis sativa
Lineage: Eukaryota; Viridiplantae; Streptophyta; Magnoliopsida; Rosales; Cannabaceae
Product: probable mediator of RNA polymerase II transcription subunit 26c
Exons: 10
Coding region: 682-1776 (364 amino acids)
Cellular component (GO): nucleus
Source: RefSeq, a predicted model, not a curated record